Sphenostylis stenocarpa is the source of this 1446-nucleotide messenger RNA. NCBI's taxonomy places the organism in Eukaryota, Viridiplantae, Streptophyta, Magnoliopsida, Fabales, Fabaceae. The record is from the annotation of a GenBank genome assembly.
AUGAUAGUGCUGCUUUCACUCAAUUACCUCAUGAGGAACUUCAAGGCUUUUAUUCAUGCCGUCAUUGCUCUCUUCAUCAUCUCUCUGGGUGCUAGGUGUGAUGGACAAGUAGAACUUGACACGGUUCUAAUGGAGAAGGCUGAGAGGGAUGCUCUAUUCUCCACCAUUCAGGGCUUUGUUGGUAACUGGUGGAACGGUUCAGAUCUCUAUCCAGAUCCUUGUGGUUGGACUCCUAUUCAGGGAGUUUCUUGUGAUCUGUUUAAUGGAUUUUGGUAUGUUACUGUCUUGAACAUUGGACCAGUCCACGAAAAUUCUCUAAGGUGUGCCAAAAAUUUGGAAUUCAGACCACAUUUGUUUGAGCUGAAGCACCUUAAAUCUCUAUCCCUAUUCAAAUGCUUUAAAUCACAACGGCAUCAGGUUACCAUUCCCAAUUCAAACUGGGAAAAUCUGGCUGGCAGCUUAGAAUCACUUGAGUUUAGAUCGAACACGGGUCUCGUUGGAAAAAUUCCUUUAAGUUUUGGUGUCCUCAAGAAGCUUCAAUCCUUAGUACUAAUACAAAAUGGUUUAACAGGUCAAAUUCCACCAGAUAUUGGCAACCUCAACAAGUUGAAGAGGCUUGUCCUUGCAGAAAACUAUUUUAGUGGACACAUUCCAGAUAUUUUUAGUGCACUGGGUGACUUGUUAAUACUUGAUUUAAGUAGAAAUUCACUUUCCGGGUCUUUACCGUUGACACUUGGAAGCUUAACUUCCCUUUUGAAGCUUGAUGUGAGCAAUAACCAUUUGGAGGGGAAUCUUCUGAAAGAAUUUGCUAAUCUUAAGAAUCUGACCCUUAUGGACCUUGGAGAUAACAGAUUCUCUGGAGGGUUGACAUUGAGUAUUCAAGAGAUGUAUUCUUUAGAGGAAAUGGUUUUGUCCAACAAUGCAAUAGGUGGAGAUAUCAGGACCCUAAAGUGGGAAAACCUUCAUAACUUGGCCACUUUGGAUCUCUCUAACAUGGGGUUGAAAGGGGAAAUUCCUGAGUCUAUAUUAGAAUUGAAGAGGUUGAGAUUUCUAGGCCUUAAUGACAACAACCUCACAGGAAACCUUUCACCAAAACUAUCAACUCUUCCUUGUCUCAAUGCACUCUAUGUUAGUGGUAACAAUCUUGCAGGAGAGCUUAAAUUCUCUAUGGAGUUUUAUGGAAAAAUGGGAACACGUUUUGGGGCCUGGAACAACCCCAACCUUUGUUUCCCUCUAGGAGUAUUGCCAACAAGUCAUGUUCCAUAUGGGGUAAAACCAUGUCACCAAGAGAUCAAAUUGGUAGAAUCUAAUACAGAUACUGGGGAUGUGAACAAGACUUCCCAUUCCACAGCCUCUUUGGGACUUAUGAGCCAUGGUCCAAAUGACUUCUGGUGGACUUUUCCAUUGAUUAUGGUUCUCUUGCUAAAUUCAUAUAUAGGUCUUUAA